Coccidioides posadasii C735 delta SOWgp is the source of this 2496-nucleotide messenger RNA. It is a transcript of the gene SNF1, whose product is annotated as Protein kinase. The record is from RefSeq and is a predicted model, not a curated record. Gene Ontology annotation, molecular function: ATP binding; protein serine/threonine kinase activity. Gene Ontology annotation, biological process: protein phosphorylation; intracellular signal transduction. NCBI's taxonomy places the organism in Eukaryota, Fungi, Ascomycota, Eurotiomycetes, Onygenales, Onygenaceae. Gene Ontology annotation, cellular component: cytoplasm.
CAGAUUGCUGGCAGCAUCUACAAUCAUCUAAAACUCAGACAAGCUGCUGCACACCAUACAUCCUCCAUCAAUGGGCAUCAGGUCAUCCUUCUUGAGAAAGCGAUUACAGCAACUCUGAAUCGGCACUGCCAACCCCGCUAGCCUACGGCUGUCAUGGCUGCGGCCUUCGACGAUGAAGACCUCUCCAUAUCUCUUCCGUCCUUUGACCGAGACGGGAAAGAUGACCGAACUUCCCAUAGCCAUCCCUCCAUGCCACCACCCUCGAGACCCUUCACGGUCCCUCCUGAACAGUCACCUGCGACGGCCCGAGACAUGCAGCGCUUGGAGCAGUACAAGACCGUGCGGAUACUCGGCGAGGGGUCCUUUGGAAAAGUUAAAUUGGCGAUUCACCAAGCGACCGGCAGGGAGGUAGCCUUGAAGAUAAUUUCAAGGCGGAAACUCUUAUCAAGAGAUAUGGUCGGACGAGUAGAACGCGAGAUUCAGUACCUGCAGCUCCUUAGACACCCGCACAUUAUUAAAUUAUACACCGUCAUCACUACGAAGACCGACAUAGUCAUGGUACUGGAGUACGCCGAACGGGAGUUAUUUGAUUACCUUGUAAGUCGCGGGAAAUGCAACGAUGACGAAGCACGUACAUUCUUCCAGCAGAUCAUUUGCGCAGUGGAGUAUUGCCACCGUCAUAAGAUCGUGCAUCGGGACCUCAAACCGGAGAAUCUGCUGAUGGAUAGAGAGAAAAAUGUCAAGAUUGCUGAUUUCGGAUUGAGCAAUAUCAUGACGGAUGGGAAUUUCCUAAGGACCAGCUGUGGCAGUCCUAAUUAUGCAGCGCCCGAAGUUAUCUCCGGCAAACUCUAUGCGGGCCCUGAGGUCGACGUCUGGAGCUGUGGUGUGAUCUUAUACGUGCUUCUGGUGGGAAAGCUUCCCUUUGACGAUGAAUACAUCCCCAACCUAUUCCGGAAGAUUUCUGCCGGCAAUUUUUACAUGCCAUCAUAUAUUUCCACCGGUGCCGCCAAUUUGAUCAGGCGGAUGCUGCAGGUUCAUCCUGUUCACCGGAUCACUAUUCCGGAAAUUCGCCGGGACUCUUGGUUCAAGAAGGACCUUCCACAAUAUCUACAGCAUCCUGCAGAGGAGUUUGUCGCAACUGGAGCUGAUCCGAAUAAGGCCAUUGACCUCCGUUCGAUUGCACCUGGGAAGCCAGCUGCGGUUCGAGAGCGGAUACGGGAAAAUGCGGUAUCAAAGUUAGAGAGGAGAAUGGGGUAUGGUAAAGAGGAUAUUCAAGAAGCCUUACGAAAACCUGAACCUAGUGCUAUUAAGGAUGCGUUCUUUAUCGUGGUGGAGAAUGAGAUGAUGCAGACAAACUCCCCAACGGAGCUGGAUGGCUGCCCUUCAUCCCCUCAGCCUAGAGAAGGCCAAGAUGCCUCCUCCCAAGGCCCUGGCACCGCGGCCAGACCUGGAUUUUCCACUCCUCGCGACACACCUAUUACGCCCCUUACGCCCUACCGCGUCACCCCGAUUAACACCCCGGAAUCUCGUGUGAGCCAUGUGAGAAUUCUCCCCACCAGUCUUCCAUACGUUCACGAUCAAAUCAUGGAUCAACGAACCAAGGAUAUGACUGCUCGUGCUGCUAGCCCGCCACAGGAUUACUCUCAGCACAUUGAGGUAGCCGACCUUUCAGGGACUCCUAGAGAGCGCUCGCCCGAAGAACAAGCUGCAACUGCUAGGGCGCUCAAGCCCCACUCACGAAGCGUGGUCGACCUGGAAAAACUUCAGUAUGAACCUCCUGAGAUGUUAACACAGGUCCCCAGUCAACCCAAGCGCUCUCGUAAAUGGCAAUUCGGUAUUAGAUCGCGCAAUUUGCCGUAUGAGGCGAUGCUAUGUCUCUAUAAAGCGAUCCAGGCUGAAGGGGGUGUCUGGGAAAUACAACCAGCAGAGCCAGACAAUCAUGACGACGACCGAGUUCCGGAGAUGACUUCUGAAAUUCCUGGGCCGUUGCAGCGUAAAUAUCGGGACGUCCCAUCCGAAUAUUAUAUUCCAAAAGAUUUGUGGUUCAUUCGUGCUCGUCUUUUGAAGCAAGGCGUGUUGGCUCCUGGCCCCGCAAGCAGUGCCCACAGCAGCAGGAGUGAUUUAGAAGAAUUGCGCCGGCGCGUAAGCCUCAAGGGCGGAGUGCUACAUCAGGAGGACAAGUCUGUUUCCGGGAGUGCGGGGUUUGGAGCUGGGUUGUCAGCAGCUUCUUCUUUAUCAUCCCAUUCGGCGACCUUGAGUUACGGCGUUUGGGUGUUUAUUGACAUUCAGCUCUACCAACUUGAACGGGACAAUUACAUGGUCGACUUCAAGUGUGACGGCUAUCAAAAUGUCGUGCGCAUUGAGGGUGAUGGCAGUGCAACUGAAUGGCGGCCCAUCAGCAAGCGGUUCCGGAAUAAAGAAAAGGAAAUUACGAGUCCAUAUCCAUUCUUAGAUGUUGCAUCGGAUUUGGUGGCGCAAUUAGCGGCAGCGACUUAG